UGAAAACUAAAGUGGCACUCUCAUGCUGAUCUGUGCGUGGUUAGACAGUGAGCUACAAGACAUUAAAGACCAUCAAGAUGAUAAAAAUAUCUGCUAUAAUGAUGCUUUUCAUUAAGCUGUCACUCACUUUUGCACAGUCAGGUGGAACCUCCUUUACGAUCUACAAUGCACACAAGAACAGAUGCCUGGGAGACAACCUGAGAGAGUUGUUUCCGUGCAACCCUCAGAGCCCGAGACAGCAGUUCCGCUGGACAUCAGAGAACCGCAUCUUUAAUGUUGAGCAGAAGAAAUGCCUUGGCACAGGCAGCAAGAGUGAGGGCAAUAAACUGCAGUGGUACAUCUGUGAUGCCAACAAUGACCUGCAGAAGUGGGAGUGCCAGAGCGACUCACUGUUCGGCCUGAAGAAUGAGUCUCUUUACUUGUCUCUUCAGGGAGAUUCUCAUCUACUAACACUCUCCAAAGACCCAGGAGACAAGGGCAGAUGGACGAUUCAUGGAACGACGGACGACAAUGUUUGCUCCAGCCCAUAUGAAGAAAUGUACUCGAUCAAAGGCAAUGCCCUCGGACAGCCGUGUCAUUUCCCAUUCCAUUUCAAGAACAAAUGGUACACAGAAUGCACAACAGAAGGCCGAUCAUCUAAUCAUCUGUGGUGUGCAAUUGAAAGGGAAUAUGAACCUAAUCAACUCUGGGGUUAUUGCCCAACACAGCAAAUGGGUAGCGACUUCUGGAGGAAGAGUCCUCUGACAGAUGUCUAUUACCAGCUGAAUGAAGGGUCUGCACUGACCUGGUAUCAGGCCAGGAAGAGCUGUCAGCAGCAGGGGGGAGACCUGCUGAGCAUCACCGAACCCCAUGAACAGACCUUCAUAUCAGGAUUGACUGAUAACACAGGUCCAGUAUUGUGGACAGGGCUGAAUAAUUUAGAUGCAUCAAGUGGAUGGCACUGGGUCAAUGGACAACCUUUACGUUAUCUCAGAUGGCUGAGUGGUCAGCCAUCUUCUACACCAAGCCACAGCUGUGGGGUGUUAAGUCAACUCCAUGGCUCUGAAUGGUCCACUGCUGUUUGUUCUGAGAGACAUGGGUAUAUCUGCCAGACAGGUCUCCCCACUCCCACUGUUCCAGCAGCGGUGCACUCAGGUUUUUGCCACAGUCCGUGGAUCCCUUACUCAGGCCAUUGCUACUUCCUCAAUCGUACCACGACAACGUGGCUGGAGGCCAGAGACUCCUGUCGGCGAAAAGGUGGAGAUUUGCUGAGCAUUCUCAGUGUAGAAGAGCAAAGCUUCAUCAUCUCACAACUUGGAUACUCAAAAACAGAUGAGCUGUGGAUCGGUUUUAAUGACCUCAAGACUUCAAUGCUGUUUGAGUGGAGUGACCACUCCAGUGUCACAUUUGCCCUGUGGGACACGAAAGAGCCGAGCCACUAUGCUGGCCUUAAAGAAGACUGUGUGUUAAUGAGAGGAGAGGAGGGAAAAUGGGCUGACCACAUCUGUCAGAACAAGUAUGGAUACAUCUGUAAGAAAAACACCUAUUCAGAUUCAUCCACUCUUGUCACAAGCCCAGGCUGCAAACCUGGUUGGAUGCGGUUUGGUUACUACUGCUAUCUCACAGGAUCAGAAACUAAAACCUUUGAAGAGGCCAAGCAGAUGUGUGAGAAAACUGGAUCUUAUUUAGCCGACAUUACAGACAGGUUUGAAAACGCCUUCCUGAUCAGUCUAAUUGGAGACCGACCAGAAAUGCACUUCUGGAUUGGUCUAUCUAACCAGAAGAAUCAAGACAGUUUUGAGUGGACAAACACAGAAAAGGUUUUAUUUACCCACUUCAAUAAUGACUUGCCAGGAGGGAAACAAGGCUGCGUUGCCAUGAGAACGGGAAUACUUGCUGGAUUAUGGGAUGUGCUAAAAUGCACUAAUCAAGAGAAAUAUAUCUGCAAGCAGAAAGCUGAGGGAGUGAUCACAACUCCAGCACCGCCAACCACUCAAGCUCUUGGCUGCAGCGAGGGCUGGUAUCCCCUCACAAACAGAGAUCACUGUUUCAAGGAAAAUGGCGGUGUUGUCAGUGGACAGUUGUAUAAGGUGGAAAAGGCCCAACGAAAGACAUGGUCUGAGGCUCGGGAUUUCUGUCGGGAAACUGGGGGGGAUCUGCUCAGUCUCCACAGCACUGAUGAAAUUCCAAAGUAUCUCCGUACUUCUUAUCCAUUAGAGGCAUGGAUUGGCUACAGCAUCCAGGAUCCCUCUGUUGGUUAUACAUGGAGCGAUGGUUCUGCUUCAUCCUAUAGUAGCUGGUCACAAGGGGAGCCAAGCAAUAUAAACAGUGAAAAGUGUGUUAAAAUGCAUUUCAUUGCAAUGUAUUAUACUAAUUGGAAGGAAAAAGAACAAUGGAUUGGUGUGCAUUGUGAAGACAGAGAGCACUGGUAUUGUGAGAUACAAAAAGGCGUAACACCGAAGGAAGUAAACAUUCCACAUAAAACAUACAAUAAAACAGAUGACGGCUGGAUUAUAUUUAAGAACAAUCAAUAUUAUUUCUGUGCUGACCCUUUUAACCAUAUGGCUAAAGGACGGAGCUUCUGUAAACACAGACAUGGUGAUCUUGUGGUCAUUAAUGAUGAAGAGGAGAGACUGUUUGUAUGGCACCAGAUGAAAGAAAGAUAUCGCAACUUUUAUAUUGGAAUGUAUAUUGAUCUGGACAAGUCGCUUUCGUGGAUGGAUGGAUCACCAGUACUGUUCCAGGCAUGGGCACAAAACCAGCCAGCCUUCUUGAACAAUGAUGAACACUGUGUAAAGAUGACUCACUCUCAAGGGCUUUGGCAAAGUGUGAACUGUGGUGAUGGAGCGGGCUUUGUCUGUAAACGGAGUGGCUCUGUCCCGAUAAAUGCUGCUGCAGCCCCUACUGAACCCCCCAAAGGGGGCUGUGCUCCUGACUGGGUGAAAUUUCAGGAAAAGUGUUAUAAGAUAGGACUGGACCUGAAAACAUGGACUGAAGCCAGAUCAUACUGUAGACAACUUGGAGGAAAUCUAGCUUCUAUUACCAGUACAAUUCAGCAAACCUUCUUAACCUCAAGGAUGGGUGAUGCUAACAUGCCAGAUUUAUGGGUUGGCUUGAAUAAUUUGGUAGAGGACAGACUUAGAUGGACAGAUGGAAGUGCUGUUUGGCACACAGAGUUUGCAGCUUCAGAAGGUGGCAAUAUCAAGUGGGAUUACUCGAGAGACGAAUAUCUGAAAAGUACUAAGCCUCAAAUUUGUGUAGUAAUGGGAGGCGUGCAAAGGCCAAACUUGGGAAAGUGGGUGACAAAAAACUGUAAUGAUACCAGCGGUUACAUCUGCAGCCAAGCUGUUGAUCACUUCAUUGAACCAAGCUCCACAGAGGUGUCCAAAACUUUUAUCAGGUUUGGAAAUUCUUACUACAUGCUGGUUCAAACAAACUUGACCUGGCAGGAAGCAGAGCUUUACUGUGAAGCUGAGGGGGCAAAACUGGCCAGCAUUCGAGAUGCCUUCACCGAGGCCUACAUAGACCUGCAGACCUAUAAGCUCAGACAACCCCUAUGGAUUGGCCUUAACAGCUUGGAGACAGAUGGAUACUUCCACUGGAUCGAUAAGUGGGAAUUAAAUAUGGUGAGGUGGGGCUCCAAUGAACCAAAGAAGGACCGUCCCUGUGUUUACGUGGAUGUAGGUGGAACAUGGAAAUCUGCUCAAUGCAAUCAAACCCUCUACAGUGUGUGUAAGAAAUCAGCAGACAUUGCUCCAACUCCACCAGCUCACUAUUUAGGCGUGUGCCCCAAUCAAACCGAAGAAGAACCAACGAUGACAUGGCUGCCUUUUAAAGGGAACUGCUAUGCAUUUGUAAAGCGAUCAGUACCAUGGAACACAGCUUCUCAAAUCUGUAUGUCGAGAGGAACUAAUCUUGUUAGCAUUUUGGAUCCAAUGGAGGAGAAUUUUCUAGACACAUACAUUAAGUUUUUCGGUGAUGAUUACAGACAUUUCUGGAUGGGUCUAUUCAAGAACCAUGCAGGUCAAUGGCUGUGGGUGGACAAAAGUGUGUUGAGUUACUUUAAACUGAGACAAAUGAUAGCCGACCAUGAAUUUCUUCACUUACGAAUUCAUGAGUCGACCCUUGACUGUGCAUCAUUUGCAGCAAGUGGAACAUGGCAAAAACAGCACUGUGAAGAUCACGCACCCUUCAUUUGCAAAACGGCCAAAGUUAUACUGCCACCCACAAAAAUGGCAAACACAGGUAAAGAUGAACCACAUCGGGCAUUUACUGGUGUGUCGGCAGUCGUGGUGAUUGUGGUGGUGUGUGCACUGGCUGGAAUGGCCUACGUUUACCACAGAUGCUCCAGAAGAUAGGCUACUGCUCCAGUGAUAGACCUGGUGGAUCAGGAGAGCUAACAUGUAUGCUAAUAAAUGGGCUUCUAUUUCAUAA
Molecule: messenger RNA, 4413 nt
Organism: Pygocentrus nattereri (red-bellied piranha)
Lineage: Eukaryota; Metazoa; Chordata; Actinopteri; Characiformes; Serrasalmidae
Product: macrophage mannose receptor 1-like
Exons: 32
Coding region: 78-4337 (1419 amino acids)
Biological process (GO): receptor-mediated endocytosis
Cellular component (GO): plasma membrane
Molecular function (GO): signaling receptor activity
Source: RefSeq, a predicted model, not a curated record